This is a messenger RNA of Colius striatus (speckled mousebird), 1921 nucleotides long. It is a transcript of the gene SF3B5, whose product is annotated as splicing factor 3b subunit 5. The transcript has a single exon. Bases 105 to 365 code for a protein of 86 amino acids. Gene Ontology annotation, cellular component: U2 snRNP; precatalytic spliceosome. The record is from RefSeq and is a predicted model, not a curated record. Gene Ontology annotation, biological process: mRNA splicing, via spliceosome. NCBI's taxonomy places the organism in Eukaryota, Metazoa, Chordata, Aves, Coliiformes, Coliidae.
CGCCCUCGUCGGAAAAGAUCCCUGGCCUGAAGGCACGUCACUUCCGCUCGCCAUUUCGCGCGGUCCCGCACGCUCUCCUCGCGGGCUCUGCAGCCGCCACCGCCAUGACGGACCGCUACACCAUCCACAGCCAGCUGGAGCACCUGCAGUCCAAAUACAUCGGGACGGGCCACGCCGACACCACCAAGUGGGAGUGGCUGGUGAACCAGCACCGGGACUCGUACUGCUCCUACAUGGGCCACUUCGACCUCCUCAACUACUUCGCCAUCGCCGAGAACGAGAGCAAGGCGCGCGUCCGCUUCAACCUCAUGGAGAAGAUGCUGCAGCCCUGCGGGCCACCCGCCGACAAGCCCGACGAGUCUUAGCCCCCACCGCCGUGCUCCCGGCCUCGGCCCCGUCGGGACAGGACGGGGCGGGCCGCAACCACCGCGGGAGGGCGCAGGGCCCGCGUGCAGCGCGGGCGUCCGCGGGCCUCCCUCCGCCUUCGUGGGGUGCCCCUCGAACGGCUCGGAUGGGGACAAGGCUCGGAAAAUGCCCGCUUCUGGACAGCUUCGGCUCCUUGAACUGUACCGGCGGUCGGAUUUUUUGAAAUGGGGAAUAAUAAAACUCGCUGGGCAUUUCCAACAUUUGGUUUGGUUUGGUAGUCUGCUCAUAAGAGCGCAUUAUUAUGAAGGGAGUGCGGAUUGCUUGGUGUAUUAAGUGUUUAGUACAACCAUCCGAGGUGCGAGUCCCGAGUACUUUGCAGAUAGCGUUUGCCUAGACGAACUCGUUGAUGUUAGCUUACCAAAACCGUGUUUUGAGCAGAGGAAGCUCGUUGCCGCUCAAAGGGUUUGACUUGUUAGCUUUUAUUAUGUGGGGUGAUUUCUGGUACCAGCGAAGUUGAUUGCUCUGAGGCUUUAAAACUAAGAAAUGGGCUUUUAUUUAAAUACCACUUUCUUACCUAGUUUUCCUUUCCAGUAUCUUUAAAUUUUCCAAAGCCUUAUUUUGAAUAAACUUGGCUAUUUUCUUUUUUCUUUUUAAUUAAUGCUUUCUAGUUAUCUGUUUUGGUUUUUUUUUCCUGUAUUGCCCAGAACAGGUGUAUUAAUGUGGGAUUAGACAUUGUUAAUAUGGAACAGGACCAUCGGGGUUACUCACUACUACUUUAAUUUAAAAUACCUAGAGGUGACACAACCUUAGACUGCAAACUCUACUGAUACUGGAUUUAAUUUGUCACUUAAAACAGGCUUUCUAUUCACUUGUCACGGUUAAAUUCAGCGUUCUGAUGAAUGGGAAGACCUCAAGAGGAAAACUUAAGAGAUAAAUUGCUUAGAGAUAUUACACGCUGUCGUUUCUGACCUGGAGCAUUGUAACUGGGGGAGUGUGCUGGGUUUUAGGGUUUUGUUGUGGGAUUUUUGUGUGUGUUUUGGGUCUUUUUUACAUUGGAGAGGAAAGUUCAGUAUUUCCUUUUAAGACUGCAUGGAAGCUUACUAAUGUCGUAAAUCCGCAAUCUCAAACUUUUCAGUGACAACUACUUACACUAUUGUGUCUUAAAACUAAAUUACUCAUACUGUAGUAAAAUAAGGACAAGUGUACAAGGUUCUGGGGCCACCUUCAAGUCAGUACAUCUGUCUUCUGAAAAAUCCAAGGGUGGCAUAUUUCCAGUUGUGUUGCACUACACAAAGAUGAGGGCAUGGAUGAAGCAGCCCUAAAUGCACUGUACCUGCAAGUUUUGUGGGGAACUAUUGCAAUUUCCAAUAAUUGAGGGAGGUUUGUGGAAUACUCCUAGUUUUCACUUUUCAUGCCAGCUAGCACAGGUCAUUUGAGGAGCAUUUGUUCCUUGUUAGUGCUUAUUAAUAGAUAUGCAAUGCAGUCUUGCAAAAACUGAGCAAAAUUUGUGUCUUAAGCUUGUUUCUUGUCCAGUUAAUAAAAGCCUCUUCUAUGA